CCUUCUCUCUCACACACACAACACACAGUCCCACCAUUUUUGCUCGCUGCCAUUUUCUCUCUUUUCCUCUGUUGGCAAGCCUCAAAAAGCAAGAGAUUUUUUUCUACGAAGUUGCUUCAAACUUCGAGGAGAUUCUGUUCGUCGUUGUGGGUGAGGAAAAAGCAACAAUCUUUCGCUGCAGUUCGAUUUCCUAUGAAAUUCUGAGCUGGUUUGGUUUGGAUUCGUUGAGGAAUAGUACUUUUUCGGGGAAGAAAAGGCAAAUUUUAUUGAACUUUUGUCUUUCGUUUGGAGCUUCAAAGCUGCGGUCUCUUGCGGAGUUUGGAUUUCAUGUGUUCUUCUCCACCUCCGCAGAAUACUGAAAUAUCCUAUAGACCUGCAGAGCUUCUCGAGUUUGUGUGGUAAAUUUGAAAAUUGAAGGAAAUGGUAUUUGGCUUCGGAAAUAUGAUGGAGACCAUGAAUAACCUGUCAACCUCUGACCAUGCUUCGGUGGUCUCGAUUACUGUAUUUGUCACACUCCUUUGCGCAUGUAUUGUGAUUGGUCAUCUAUUGGAGGAAAAUCGUUGGAUAAACGAAUCAAUUACCGCCCUUAUUAUUGGUUUAUGCACUGGAGUUUUAAUUCUACUUACAAGCGGAGGGAAGAGCUCACAUCUUUUGGUUUUCAGUGAGGAUCUUUUCUUCAUUUAUCUGCUUCCUCCCAUCAUUUUCAAUGCUGGGUUCCAGGUAAAGAAGAAACAAUUCUUUCGCAAUUUCUCGACUAUUAUGCUGUUUGGAGCAGUUGGUACAUUGAUAUCCUUCAUCAUCAUAUCACUGGGUGCAAUCGCCUUCUUCCAGAAAAUGGAGUUUGGUCUCUCAAUCGGGGAUUUUCUCGCAAUUGGAGCUAUUUUUGCUGCAACAGAUUCGGUCUGCACACUGCAGGUUCUAAGUCAAGACGAAACACCAUUACUGUACAGUCUGGUAUUUGGAGAAGGCGUUGUAAAUGAUGCAACAUCAGUGGUACUAUUCAAUGCAGUCCAGAGUUUUGACCUCACGCACAUCAACACCACUGUGGCUUUGCAGCUGAUUGGAAAUUUCGGCUACUUAUUUCUCUCUAGUACUGUGUUGGGAGUCGUAACUGGACUGCUUAGUGCAUACGUCAUAAAGAGGCUCUAUUUUGGAAGGCAUUCCACUGAUCGUGAGGUUGCAAUCAUGAUGCUUAUGGCUUACUUGUCAUACAUGCUGGCAGAACUAUUCUAUUUAAGCGGCAUCCUCACUGUUUUCUUCUGUGGAAUUGUGAUGUCACACUACACCUGGCAUAAUGUGACGGAGAACUCGAGAGUAACCACUAAGCACACUUUUGCAACAUUGUCAUUUGUUGCCGAGACAUUCAUAUUUCUUUAUGUCGGCAUGGAUGCUCUUGACAUUGAAAAAUGGAGAGUCGUAAGUGACAGUCCAAAGACUUUAUUCAAGGUCAGUGCAACUUUACUGGGAUUGGUUCUGCUUGGAAGGGCAGCCUUUGUCUUCCCCUUGUCGUUUUUGUCGAACUUGACCAAGAAGACCGAGAAAAUUGAGUUUAAGCAGCAAGUUACAAUAUGGUGGGCUGGUCUUAUGCGUGGUGCUGUGUCAAUGGCCCUAGCUUACAACCAGUUUACUAGGGCCGGUCACACCCAAUUACGUGGCAAUGCCAUCUUGAUAACUAGUACCAUCACGAUUGUGCUCUUCAGCACUGUGGUCUUUGGCUUGAUCACGAAACCUCUCGUGAGACAUUUAAUGCCCUCGUCCAAAAAUUUAAGCAGAAUGAGCUCCUCAGAGCCCAUCACGCCUAAAUCUCUGCACGCGCCCCUUCUUGGAGAAAGUCAAGAUUCUGAGGCUGACCUUUUCGGGCAUGGGCUGGGCUCGGAAGCCCGUGAGGACGGUCAGACCGCGACCCGGCCCAGCAACUUACGCUUGCUUUUGACGAAACCUACGCGUACUGUACACUACUAUUGGAGAAAAUUCGAUGAUGCUUUCAUGCGACCCGUUUUUGGUGGCCGGGGCUUUGUUCCGUACAUACCUGGAUCGCCAGUCGAUCAAAGCAUGCAUGCUGGGAAGCACUGAAAAGGUUAUUAUUAUCAGGUUUNAUUCGGUUUAGUUUGU
Striga asiatica is the source of this 2112-nucleotide messenger RNA. The record is from the annotation of a GenBank genome assembly. NCBI's taxonomy places the organism in Eukaryota, Viridiplantae, Streptophyta, Magnoliopsida, Lamiales, Orobanchaceae.